Mercurialis annua (annual mercury) is the source of this 6197-nucleotide messenger RNA. Its product is annotated as DDT domain-containing protein PTM. The transcript is spliced from 9 exons. Bases 284 to 5635 code for a protein of 1783 amino acids. Lineage: Eukaryota; Viridiplantae; Streptophyta; Magnoliopsida; Malpighiales; Euphorbiaceae. The record is from RefSeq and is a predicted model, not a curated record.
UCCAAAUUCCAAAAUAAAAAAAAAGUCGCGCUUCUCUUCUCUCAUUCAUCUUGUUGCUGCACGUUUAAAACCAUUUCUUGUGAAAAAGGACCCGACCCAACCCGACCCGACCCCAACCAACCUAACCAAACCUUUCUCUCCGUUCCUGAAAAAAAACCCCGCAAAUUGGAGAGAGAGAUUUAAAUUAAAAAAAAACAUAAAUCUGAUACAAUUUGCAUUUCUGACCUAUUUACUUAUGUAUUUGUUAUUAUAACAAUUUUUUUAAAUUAAGCUCCGAUCAGCGAUGGAGACGGAGUUUAUUGGCAAAUUAGUGAAGAAAGAGUUUAAAGAGCGCGGUGUUGGUGUUGUCUCGGGAAUUGUUCAAUCGUACGACGUGUCGUCUGGUUAUUUCGAGAUCCUUUACGAGGACGGUGAUUCUGAGCGGCUUGAUUUCUCCGGAGUUGCUUCUUUGUUACGACAAUCGGAAGAACCGGCUGAUCAUGAGCGUCGGCGUGGUAGGCCUAAGAAACGGCGACGUGUUGACCUAAGUAAGGUGAGUAAAGGUGGUUUUGAUUCUAAUUGUGGUUCUUUGUUAGGUGGUGAAACCCUAGGUAAUGGGAAUUUUGAUUUGAAUGAUGGAUUAGUUGAGGGUUAUAGUGGUAAUUUGAGAAAUGAUGUGGAUAAUGGAGUGAAGGAGGUGCUUGAUUUGAAUGCUGGGUUUAAUUUGAAUUUGAAUGAGGGAUUUGAUUUGAAUGAUGAAGGUGUUCGUUGUGUAAAUGGUAGUGAUGUUAGUGGAGAUAUGAAGAUGAAGAAUAGAGAGUGUAUUGACUUGAAUUUGGAAGUGAAUGGUGAUAUUGAUGAGAGUUUGAGUAAGGAUUUAGGGGCUAAUUUGAAGGAGAGGGAAAUUGGGUUUGAUUUGAAUUUGCAAAUUGAUGAGGAGGAGGCAAAUGGUGAACGUGGCCGGCUAGCUAAGGAGAUUAGUUCAAGUGAAGUGUUGGAGGGUAUUGCUAAUGGAGCUUGUUUCAUUGCUAAUGGGAUGCUUCAGGAAGUUCAUGUCACUGAUGAUUUGUCUGUACAGCUUGCUAAAGGGAUUUUGAAGAAGGGUACUGUUUCUAUUGAAGGUUCUGGGGGUGUUGACAGUGUGAAUGUGCAGGAUGCUAACACUUUUAAGGAGGAUUCUCCUGAAGUAAUCAAUGAGAAACAAUCUGAUGUGGGAAGUGUUCAUCAAGACCAGAGUGGUGAUGGUCCGAAGAGGAGGGGGAGGAGGAGGAAGACAUUAACUCAUGUAGAUAACUUGAAUUCUACUCCAGAAACAGUAGUAGUUAGAGAGGCUAAAAUAAUAAAUGGGAACCAGGAAGAUGUAAGAAGUUUAGACAAAGAAGGAAGUGGUAAUCUAAGUAAGCGCAGGAGGGGAAGGCCUCCCCGUACCUUGAAUUCUACAACAGAUACAGCAAUCAAUGCAGAGACUCAUUUUAUAAAAGAAGAUUGCAAUGUUGUAACUGAUGAGAAGCAAGGAGAUAUAGAAAGUGUAUAUACAGUGAUUGGUGGAAAGAAUAGAAGACUUUCAGAUCAUGUGAAUGCUACACCAGAGAGAACAGUGUUAAGGAGGAGUGCUCGUCGAGGUUUAGCAAAUAAUGAUGUCUUGCCUGUACCGUUUAGUGUGGCAAAUGAAUUCUCAGUGUCUCCAGCAGUUAGUGCAUUAACGGAGGAGAUACCUUUGAAGUUACGCCAUGAGUGGGACAAAGAGCCUCUGGCUUUUCCUGCAAAGGUGCAAUUGCCACCUUCUUCUCGGAAAUUGGAUUUGGCUGGUAUCCCAGUAGUCGACUUUUUCUCGGUUUAUGCUUGUCUAAGAUCAUUUAGUACAUUAUUGUUCUUAAGUCCCUUUGAGUUGGAGGAAUUUGUGGCAGCUCUUAGGUGCAGCUCUUCUAGUUCAUUAUUUGAUUCCAUUCAUGUUUGCAUUUUGCAAGCUCUAAAAAAGCAUAUGGACUAUCUUUCUAAUGAAGGUUCUGAAUCUGCUUCUAAUUGCUUGAGGAGUCUUAACUGGGGUUUCUUGGAUGUGAUUACGUGGCCUGUCUUCUUGGCUGAGUACCUCCUAUUUCUUGGUUCAGAUUUUGGAACUGGGAUCGAUCCUAGCCUCUUGAUGUUUUUAAAAAUUGACUACUAUAAACAGCCAGUAUCUCUGAAAAUUGAAAUUUUGAGAUAUUUGUGUGAUACUAUAAUUGAGGCAGAUGCCUUUAGGUCAGAGCUUGCUAGAAGAUCUUCUGGUGCUGAUGCUGAUGUAGACUUCGAUAGAAAUAUAAAUUCUGGGGCUUUGAGGAAAAGAAGGUCCGGGAUGGAUGCAUCAAUUGUCUCGGCUCUAACUGAGGAUGCAGUUGAUGACAGCAGUGAUUGGAACAGUGAUGAAUGUUGUCUUUGUAAGAUGGAUGGGAGCUUAAUAUGCUGUGAUGGCUGUCCUGCUGCCUAUCAUUCGAAGUGUGUCGGGGUCGUUAAUGACUCUUUGCCAGAGGGAGACUGGUUUUGCCCAGAGUGUGCCAUAGAGCGGCAAAAGCCUUGGAUGAAAACUCGGAAAUCACUUCGAGGGGCAGAGCUACUAGGGGCUGAUCCUUGCGGGCGACUAUAUUUUAGCAGUUGUGGUUAUUUAUUGGUGUCAGAUUCAUGCGAACCUGAAUCCUCAUUUAGUUUUUACCACAAAGAUGAUUUUAAUGGCGUUAUUCAAGUGCUGAGGUCGUCGGAGGUGAUAUAUGGAAGCAUAUUGGAGGUACUCCUUAAGCAUUGGGACAUCCCUGUCAAUAUAAAUGGAGCAAGCAAUCUGGAUACUCUGAAUCAUGACAUGUGUGUGCUUCCAUCUGUGGUGGCAUCUUCAGAGGCUCCAGGUGAUAUUCACAUUGUGGGCCAAACAUGUUUAAGUUCUGAAGGAUCAGCUGAAACCAUACAAACAAGUCUAGAGAAUCAUAAUUCUAAGACAGAACUGCCUAGUUGUUCUAAUAAAUCCACUGAACCAUUGGGAGAUGAUUGUUUGACACCAAAAAAAGAAAUUGUUAUAGGAUCAUCAACUGAUGGCUGUACAUUGACUGCAUUAAAUGGAACAAAUGCGGAUGCAUCCCAAGGGAAGGUGGGGACUGGCUAUUUGAACUAUUACAGUUUUGGUCAUACAGCUUCAUUAGUUGCGGAAGAUUUUAUGCGCAAGCCAUCAGACAAAAAAACUGAAGUGAUUAUAAUGUCAGCUGAGGAGAUAAUUUCUGCGCAGAUGAAGAUUAUGUCAAAAAGUUGUGCCAAGUUUCAUUGGCCAAAUAUUCCUAGCUUAAGUGUUAAUAUCCAGAAAGAAAAUUGUGGGUGGUGCUUCUCUUGCAGGGCUUCUUCUGAUGACUCAGGUUGCUUGUUUAAUAUGAGUUUGGCCCCUGUUGGGAAAGGAUCUCUAGCUGAGGUGGUUGGCCUUCAAUCAAAAAGGAACAAGAUAGGCCAUCUUAUAGAUAUAGUUGGUCACAUUCUCGUGAUAGAAGACAGGUUGCAGGGGCUUCUAUUAGGUCCCUGGCUGAAUCCACAUUAUAGCAAGCUUUGGCGUAAAAGUAUUCUCAAGGCAUCUGAUAUUGUGUCCGUAAAACAUUUACUUCUCACUUUGGAGUCAAAUAUUAGCCGUCUUGCACUUUCUGCAGAGUGGUUGAAACAUGUGGAUGUUUCCACCACAGUUGGUUCAGCUUCUCAUAUUAUCAUCGCUUCAUCACGAGCAUCUUCAAAGAACGGAAUUGGUAAGAAAAAGGCCAGGUACCCGGAAAGUGAUUCUAAUCCUUCUUCCAAUUCUUCCAGUGGGUUGAGUAUGCUUUGGUGGAGGGGUGGUAGGGUUUCACGCCGUUUAUUCAGUUGGAAGGCUGUACCCUGCUCUUUGGUAUCCAAGGCUGCCAGACAAGCUGGAAGUAAGAAGAUAUUAGGCGUGGUGUACCCUGAAAAUUCAGAUUUUGCAAAGAGGAGCAAAUACAUUGCUUGGCGAGCUGCUGUGGAGUUAUCAACAACUGUAGAACAACUUGCCUUACAGGUUAGAGAGUUUGAUUCAAACAUCAAGUGGGAUGAAAUUUUGAAUACUAUUUCACUUCCAAUGGCGGACAAGGACUGUAGGAAAUCAAUCAGGUUGUUCAAGAAAGCAAUUAUUCGCAGAAAGGCCGUUGAAGCAGAAGUAACCAAGUAUCUUCUUGAUUUUGGCAAGAGGAGAUGUAUUCCUGAAAUUGUUAUAAAAAAGGGAUCUGCAGUAGAAGAGUCUGCCAGUGAAAGAAAGAAAUAUUGGUUGAAUGAAUCUUAUGUCCCCUUGCAUCUUCUCAAAAGUUUUGAAGAGAAAAGAAUUGCCCGCAGAUCUAGUAAGAUGAGUUCUGGGAAACUCUCUGAUGCAGAUCUAUUAACAAAGAAGCCCUUGAAGGAAAGAGGUUUUUCGUAUCUUCUUGCAAAAGCAGAAAGACCCGAGUACCAUCAGUGCAGGCACUGCAACAAAGAUGUUCCAAUCAGGGAAGCUGUUUGCUGUCAGUAUUGCCAGGGUUCUUUCCAUAAAAGGCACGUGAGGAAGUCUAUGGGUUCCGUAUCUGCUCAAUGCAAAUAUACAUGCCAUCGUUGCGUUGAUGGGAAUUACAUGAAAGUCGACUCAGAGACGGCGAAGAAUGAUGCUAAAAAGGCAAAAAAGAAAAAUAGGAGCUCAAAAAAUCAGUAUCAGAAGUCGAAAAAGGUCUCUGAAGGGACUAGCUCAGUGCAUCCUAAAAAUAGUAAAAAAACAUUGAGGAACUCAAGGUCAUUAAGAUCAGAGAAAAACAAGAAAGUUACUAUUGUAGUACCUUUGCGUCGUUCACCUAGGAAAGCUAAAUUAAAUGCUUUGCAAAACAAAAAGGCCAGAGGACGAAAGAAGGGUAAACCGGGUAGAGGUCGACCCAAAAAGGUAACAGGUCAACAACCAACAAAGGCUACUUCAUGGCGCAAGAAGAGGACACAGGCUUAUCAUAGUUACUGGCUUAAUGGUCUUCUGUUGACCAGAAAGCCAGAGGAUGAACGUGUGAUGCAUUUUAGGAAGAAAAGGUUUGUUGCCCCUUCUCAGAGUGUUAUUUAUGAUCAACCCACAUGCCGUCUAUGCUCUGAAGCAGGAUAUACAUCUACUGUGAAUUAUAUUUCUUGUGAGAUGUGUGGAGGGUGGUUUCAUGGAGAUGCUCUUGGACUGGAUGCAGAGAACAUAAACAAGCUUAUAGGAUUUAGGUGCCACAUGUGCCGUAACAAUACCCCCCCUGUCUGCCCAUUUGCAUCGUUAACAAAAGACCAUGAAUCUAGCAUGGACGUGGUUGAAAAUAGUGUUGCAAAUGAGUUCUGUGCGGAAGGAACUGGUGUUAAAUAUCAAACUGAGGUAAACUUAUUGCAAGAAUCCCAUGUAAAUGAGGACAAUCAAGGUUCACUUCAUGCUGAUAAUUCUCCCCAGGGAUUGGAUGACAAGAGUUUCGUGCCUGAAUCUAAGUUGGAAAUAGGCAAUGAGAUUGAUCAGAUGGAACCCACUUCAUGCAGCAUUGGUGUGGAUGUGAUGGAAUCUGAGUCCAUUGAGUUGCAUCCCCAAUUAUCUAUGGAAUCAGCUGAAUUAUUAGAUGAGGGAGGAAAUCAAGUCCCGAGUUUGAUGGGUAGUCCUCAAUUAGAGAAAUGAAGAAUUGUAGAGGCUAGAGUUAUUUGUAAGGUUAGAAUUACCUGUAAAUCUUCUAAUGCUGUUAAAGUUCAUGACAUACACUGAGAUGAUUCAUUUGAAACCGAGAAAUACAGAGUUAACUUGGAGCUGCUGUCUCUUACUGAUUCCUGUCUCCCUGAAGAUUACCUGACCUUAUUGCUGGAUAUGCAAUAUCAGAAAGUUCACACCCGAAAGCUAAUCUGGAGAGGCUUGAUCAUCCUAUGACACGGUCUGCUAAAGGUGAGUAUUGCGAGGUCGUGAAAUUAACGCGUUAUUUUAUAACCGAGUGAACUGUCUUAGUGUUUGCAUUCAGGCGUUUUUAACAUCCAUAGGUCAGAUUGAUGUCCGAUUUGGAUGUAGUAAUUGAUAGCUGCAAAAAUUCUAAUUUAGGUACCAUCUGAAAUGGUCAGAUAUUUAACCAUGGAUUGGUAUAGUUACUUCAAUAGUCUGAUUGAAUUGCUUGUAUUGCACCAUUUCAUUUUUGUGCGAUUCUGUAUAUGAAUAGAAAAGGCGGCAAAUUAUGGAAAUAUGUUUUCUUCAACUA